Messenger RNA from Scleropages formosus (Asian bonytongue), 1124 nucleotides. RefSeq names its product apolipoprotein A-I-like. Gene Ontology annotation, molecular function: phosphatidylcholine-sterol O-acyltransferase activator activity; phospholipid binding; cholesterol transfer activity. The coding region runs from base 101 to 1012 and encodes 303 amino acids. Lineage: Eukaryota; Metazoa; Chordata; Actinopteri; Osteoglossiformes; Osteoglossidae. The transcript has 4 exons. Gene Ontology annotation, cellular component: chylomicron; extracellular region; low-density lipoprotein particle. The record is from RefSeq and is a predicted model, not a curated record. Gene Ontology annotation, biological process: cholesterol metabolic process; acylglycerol homeostasis; lipoprotein metabolic process.
CCUACAAGCAACGUACUCGGUCACAUUCCAGCGUGAUGGUCCUCGAUCGCAGAAUCAGCGGGGGAGAGGGGUCCUUACAACCCUGAUUGUAUCUACAGUAAUGCUAAACAACCCGAUUUUAUCUUCGUGCCAGAGCAGCUGUUGUUCCCCCUCAGGUGGUCACUGGAGACGGUCCCAGAAAUACCCCCCAGGUCCAGCGGCGAGGGUCAAACACAACCCGAGACGGAGAGUCUCCAACGCAGCCAUGAAGGUGUUGGUGGUGCUUGCGCUUGCAGCAUUUUCUUGUUGCCAGGCCAACGUCUUCUGGCCAGACCAACCUAAACCACAGCUGGAACAAGUGAGAGAUGCAUUCUGGGACUAUGUUGCCAAGGCGACACAAACUGCUGAGGACACUCUACAGACGAUCAGGCAGUCUGAGCUCGGCCAGGAAGUCAAUGCCAAGAUCACGGAGAGCGCAGAUGCGGCCAGCCAGUACACCGUGGCUCUGCGGAGUCUGCUGGCCCCACUGGUCCACAACAUGUUGAGCAGAAUUUCCCAAGAGUCUGAGCUGCUAAAAGAGCGUCUGGAGAAGGACCUGAGCACAGUUAGAGGCCAGCUGGAGCCCUACACCGAAGACCUUAAAUUCCAAAUUCAGCAACGUGUGGAACAACUGAAGCAGGAGAUGGCCCCUUACGCGGAGUCCCUGGACACCGAGACCCUGAAGGCCACCGUGCUCCAGAAGAGCGAGGAGUUGAAGGGAAGCCUUGAGCAGAGCGUGAAGGAGCUACAGUCCCAACUGGGUCCGUAUACAGAGGAGCUGAUGGAGAAAGUGGACCAACGUCUGCAGGAGUUCCAGAAGAGCGUGGCUCCAAUGGCUGAGAACAUCCAGAACCAGAUGGUGCAGAGAGCAGAGAUGAUGCAGAAGAGCCUCACACCUUACUCUGAAGACCUGAGGGAGAAGCUGGACCCCUACGCUCAGAACCUGAAGGCCAAGCUGGCUGCGCUCUGGGACUCCUUUACCCAGAGUAGCUAGGUUCACCUAGUGCCCACACCUCUACCUGCCACUCUUCUUUACUGCAGGAAUAUGUCUGUACUGUAAUUCCCUGUCUACUUUAUUUCUGUUUCACUAAAUUAUAUACUUUAAA